AUGACGCUUUUCUUUCCGCUUUCUGGUCUUUCCAGCGGUACUCUUCACACCAAAAGCGCGCACGUCUGCGCUCGAGGAAGAGAAUUUCAUCAUCCUUUCCCGUCGUCUCGUCGUUUACUUCGUUCUCGGUUCGCGAACCAGGAGAAGAGCAAAAGAGAUAUUGUGACGUCAGCGAUAUCGUCGUCAUCUUUAGACGAUAUAAAAACGAAAGGGUGGGUGGUGUUCUCGGACGUACACGUCAGUCGAAAAACCAAAGAUAUUGCCUUGGAGACUUUGAAAUUCGUCCACGCAAUAGCUGCGAACGAAAACAGAGGCAUCUUAUUUCUCGGGGAUUUUUGGCACCACCGAGGCGCGUUACCGGUGGAAACUCUGAACGAAAUCAUUCGAGAGCUCGCAAAGUGGACGCAACCGACGAUCAUGCUCGUCGGGAACCACGACCAGGUGAACGUAAAUGGAAGCGUGCACGCGCUGGAGGUGUUGCGAAUGUGUAAUCCGGAGAAGAUUUGCGUGUUCGAUGAACCGAGAGUGUGGAGAGGCGCGAUGUGGUUGCCGUAUAGGAAAGAUCAAGAGAUGAUGCGAAGAACUGUGGAGGAGUUGAUGGAACGACAUUCAAAGAAACGAUCGAGUAACGUAGCAGUAGCGGUAGAAGAAGAAAUUAAAACGGUGUUUUGCCACGCGGACGUGAUGGGUGCGAACGUCAAUCAAACGUUUCAAAUGAGAAACGGGGUGGAUUCGAAAGAAACGUUUAGCGAGGGCAUCGAAAGUAUCAUUUCGGGACACUAUCACAAGCCGCAUUUCGUGGAGAGAGAUUCGCGCGUGCGAUACGUCGGGAGUCCGUAUCAAAUAUCGCGAGCGGAGAAAAACCAAGAGAAACAUCUGUUAUUUUUAAACGAUAAAUGGCGAGAUGAAAGUUUAACCGACGCGGACGUUUUGAAACGCUCGAAAAUCGACAUUGGACCGAGGUAUUUUGACAUCGACGAAACGAUCGGCGAAAGCAUCGAGACGAUUGCGGGUGAUUUGCGGGCGAACGAUAUCGUUCGGUGGACGAUUCCGUUUGAUUCCUCUUUGUCUGCUAUGGAAGAAGAAGAAGAAGAGGAGGAAGAAGAAAAGAAGAAGAAAUCAAAGAAGAAGAAGACGCUGUCGCGAAGCGUGCCAAAACGAGUCGAAAACGCGCGUCUGAAAUACGGGUGUCAAAUCGAAGUUCGACGACCUCCGGCGGAGUUGAAAUCGACGAUUGAGAACGCAGAAUCGUUAAGUCCGGUGGAUUUGUUCAGUUCGUACGCCAAGAGUAUUCAGUUAACUGGAGACGCCAAGGCGUUUUGCGAAGAGAUUAUCGCAGAAGCCGUGUCGUCGAGAGAAAACGAAGACGGCAGCAAACUCGAUACCGGCGACGAUUCAAACAAACUCUCCACGUCUGCGCAUCUUCGUAAAAUCGAAUUCGAUGAAGUUGAAAUCACUGGAUUUGGCGCGUUCAAAGAUGAAAUCACGUAUCCUCUCAACGACCGCGGCGUGGUGUGCGUCGUCGGCGAUAAUCGAGAUGACUCUGGGUUUGCAGAUUCCAACGGUGCCGGUAAAACGACGUUAGUCACCGCCGUCAUGUGGGCGUUGACCGGUAAAUCUGACGUUCGCUUAGAUACCGGCUCGACGCAAAAAUAUUUAACCAACAAAGACGUCGUCAACGACGACUCGAGAUCGGCUCGAGUUAUCGUGCGCGGAUCCUUGAUCGACGAUCGAGAGGGCGACGACGGCGGAAAGAAACCGUUCGUUAUUGAAAGAGCAGUCACGCGAACCAAGUUAUCGAAAUUAUCCUUCGUCGUAGACGAUACGGACGAAACGAAAUUAGACUCCAAGAAAACGCAGGAACACAUGGAUGAAAUUAUAGGCGCUUCGGUCUUGGCGCAGACGUGCUUUCACGGCCAACACACGAUUGGAAGCUUACUCGAAGCCUCCGACGCGCAACUGAAAAACAGUUUCGGUUCCUUAGUCGAACAAUCCGUCUGGCUCAGGUGUAAAAACAAGAGCAAGAAGAUUCUGAAAGAACGACGCGAGAAAUUGACCAUCGCGAAAGCUGAAUUGAAAUCUCGCGAGAGUUACGUCCAACGAACGAAAUCGAGAUUUUUAGAAACCGAGAGAGAAUAUAACCGAUGGAAGGAAACGUUCGAGGAAAAAGUGCGAGCGAUUACGAUCGAGAGAGAAGACGCGUUGGACGCGUUGGCGUUAGAUCGAAUGCGAAAUGCGCGCAAGGCGGUGAAGGAAGUCAAAGAUAUCGAAUCAGUCGCGAACGAAGCGUUGCGCCAAAUUCUCGAUAUUAAUACGAAUCGAAACGAGUUUCUCGACGACGCCGAAGGUGUCUCCAUUCAAAACAGAAAAGCAAAAGAAAACGAACAACGUCAUCAACAACUCGAUCGAGACGAACAGAACCUGUUGAAACUCUUCAACGACGCGCAACGCAACGAAGCCUCGUCGAGAGCGACGGCGGAGCAAGCGCACAAGAGCGCCGGUCAAGUGUUCAAUCUCUCAAAACAGUCCGCAGCAGUGCAUCAACACGCCAUCGACAAAGAGACUUUAAAGUGCACGUUGUGUCACCAAUCCAUCGACCCGAUUAAACAAAAAGAAACGUUCGAACAGUUAAAACGUGACGCGGAAGUCAUGCGAUUGAAACACGUCGCGGCGAUUGAAGCUUUGAACGACUCGCGAGUCAAAUUAGACCAGUUUCAAUUAUUUAAGAAAUCCGAAAUCGAGCGAAUGUUGAACGAAGAAAGAGCGCUGCAGAAUUUAAAGUUCGCUCGAGUUGAAAAAGAGAACAAGAAGAUGAUGUUGACGAACGAAUUGAGACGGUUAGUUUCGUUACUGGUGAACGUUUCGGAACGGUUUUCUCAAAUGCUGCCAUACGUGCCCGAGGAAGUGUUGGCGUUGGAAAAGAGCUUUGGCGACGAUGGCGACGCGUUGCGUUUAGAGAGAAGGAAAAGAAGAGAACAAGAACAAGAACAACAAUCGACGAAGUACGCCGCUGCCCCUGCGGGUUUCUCGUCGGAACGGGGAGAGGCGUUAUCAGGCAUCGUUCCCGGAUUGCUGGAUUACCGGACGCCGUAUACUUCGUCUUCUUCGCGAGGAUACGCUUCCUCUCAAAACGACGAAAACAAUCCUCCGGGUAAAAACGACGGUUUCAUUCAGAACAACGUCGUCGUCGCGAAUAACAUCACAUCGCUCGCGCAACUCCUCCACAUCGACCACUCGUCCGGACUCCUCGCCGACGAUGCUUCUUUACCUUCCUUUGCGAAAGCGGUGGAAUCGAAAGUCGCCGCGGCGGAAACGCUCGUCGCCGGAUGCGAGAAAUCGUUGAGAGACUACGAGAGAAUCAAUCAAAAAUACCAGCAAGACGUCAACACAAACGACGACGCGAGUUUCAACACCAACAAUCCGCACUUUGAAGCGAUGAGACAACUCCAAGAACAAUUGACGGUAGAAACGGAAGCUUUGAACGAUUUGAAGGAGAAUUCGUACUCGAAGAUUGAGUUCGAUUUGAACACGGCGAAAAUCGCGGAUAAAUGUUUCAGUCCGACGAGAGGCGUGUCGAAUUAUUUGUUUGAAAAUGUUUUAGCGGAGGUUUCGGAGAGAUGUCAAGAGUACGUGUUCGCGUUAACUGGCGGCGCGUUGAGUUUGCAACUGGUGAGUAGUAGUUCUUCUUUUUCGUCGUCCUCGGCGGCGGCGGAUAACAAUAUCAUCACGUAUAACGAUUCAGACGAUGAUUUCGACGACGACUCGAUCGACGAAGUCGCAACAAAAACGACGCAGUUAGAAAAGAUUGAGAGAGUCAUAUUCGCGCGUAAACAGCACUCCGGCGAGCAAUACGAACGCUCUUUGCGACAACUUUCAGGCGGCGAACGACGGAGACUGGCCAUCGGUUUAGCCUUGGCGUACGCCGACGUCUCCGCGCGCCGAUUAAACGUGCAAUCAAACUUAUUGAUACUGGACGAAGCGUUGCAACAUUUGGAUUCCGAAGGCAUCGAAAGAGUCGUCUCGGUGUUGCGCGCGAUUGAAUCCGAAUAUAGUAGUAGCUCUUCGAGUGGCUGCGACGAUGUGAAUAACGUCCUCUUGAAGAAGACGGUUUUAUUAACCACCCAAGCGGAUUCAGAAACGGAGAAAAUGUUUGACGGCGUCGACGCGGUCGUGAAGAACAAGAACCGCUCGGAAGUUUUAAUCGGACGAGGCGAAUAA
Messenger RNA from Bathycoccus prasinos, 4218 nucleotides. RefSeq lists its product with no specific name. The transcript has a single exon. The record is from RefSeq and is a predicted model, not a curated record. NCBI's taxonomy places the organism in Eukaryota, Viridiplantae, Chlorophyta, Mamiellophyceae, Mamiellales, Bathycoccaceae. Gene Ontology annotation, biological process: double-strand break repair. Gene Ontology annotation, molecular function: ATP hydrolysis activity. The coding region runs from base 1 to 4218 and encodes 1405 amino acids.